Doryrhamphus excisus (bluestripe pipefish) is the source of this 1066-nucleotide messenger RNA. Its product is annotated as putative G-protein coupled receptor 148. Gene Ontology annotation, cellular component: membrane. Lineage: Eukaryota; Metazoa; Chordata; Actinopteri; Syngnathiformes; Syngnathidae. Gene Ontology annotation, molecular function: odorant binding; olfactory receptor activity; G protein-coupled receptor activity. The record is from RefSeq and is a predicted model, not a curated record. Gene Ontology annotation, biological process: G protein-coupled receptor signaling pathway; detection of chemical stimulus involved in sensory perception of smell.
GGUGAUUUACACAAGAUUUCGGCCUUAAUGGAUGUGCGACACACACCGUGUUCUCUGCCAUGGAGGGCAUGAGGAAGCUGCUGGAGGAAGAAGUUGAUACGUACAAGACAACAUGGCAGAGCCCAUCCUGAUCGCCAAUCUGACACGUGAGUGGGUGGCAAGCCUACGAAGGUGGCACCUGGAGCUCUUCUUCAUCCCCACCACCGUGGUCACGCUUGCCACCAUGCUGGUGAACCCCGUCCUCAUGGCGUGCAUCUUGGUGUCGCGUGCCUUACGACAGGAGACGCGCUACCUGCUGGUGGUCAACAUCCUCGCAGCGGACAUGCUCUUCCUCACCCUCAACCUGGCCAUUGUCAUCCUCAACGCUGCAGAGGCCGAGGUGCCGUGGCUGCUGUGCGAGUUGGUCACCGCCGUCACCGUCACGGCCUACUGCUGCGCCAUCCUCACUGUCACCCUCAUGGUGGUGGACACCUACGCCGCCGUACGUUGGCCGCUGCACUACCAUGAUCUUCUCCCGCCUGCUCGCACUCGCAGAAUCCUGUUAGGGGCUUGGCUGCUGGCGGCGACGUACCCCUUUACCCUGGUCAUCCUCAUGGAAGUGGAGAAGGGGAAUCCACAGGAAACGGUGGCCGUGUGCCUCGUCCUCAUUUCCCUGGGCAUCGUUCAGGCCAAAAACAUGGCAGGGAUCCACAUCUACUUCUUUGUCGCCGCUCUCAUCUGCACCGUGCUCAUCUUCUACUGCUACAUCCGCCUCUACAUGGUAACCAGAACCCAAGGCAUCUGGCAGAACCGCUUCUCCAGAGCACGCAUCACUCUCUUGGCCCACGGGGUUCUUCUCCUGCUUUACUUCACCCCUGGCUUCGUCUUUACCCUGGAGCUCCUGCUGUUUCAGAACAAAAACGUCAGUCAAGAUGUACGAGUGUGGGUGAGCACGGUUAACAUGUGUGUAUUCAUGUUGCUGCCCAGGGCCUUUGCUCCUUACUUGUACGGCCUGCGCUACCACGAGAUCUCUGAUACUCUGCUGCAGCUGCUGCACCGAAGACUCAGCCAGAUCACUGCAUCGUAG